GUUACUACAGCAGGACAGGCCAGCUACUAUGUGUCCUACCAGAGGGAUCCAUUCCUCAAAAUCAAACUGCCAAAAUAUUCUCUGCCUAAGGUAAGCAACAUUCAGUUUACAGUGAUGAACACAUGCCUACGGUGAUACAUAUAGUAGAUCAAUUAUUCAGAUUGAAUACUUUUUUUAUUUUGCUAAUUUUUCUUACUUUUUAACUCUGCAUUGUUGGGAAAGGGCUCGUAAGUAUUUCACUGUAAAGUCUACACCUGUUGAAUACGGCGCAUGUGACCAAAACAAUUUGAUUUGAUUUGAAGUAACCUACAAUUUCCCCUCUUGUUUUCUCCCUGUAACAAAAGGAUUUAGCUCCAGAAAUAUAUGUAGCAUUACUACACAAUGGUGUGUAGUCUCAUAGUGUGUAGUUUCACUCAUGUAGUCUCACUCUUCUAUUGUGUGGUGGAUAUUCUAAAUUACCAAAUGAGGAGAGACAAACUCAAUCACCAAUCAGGUUAUACUUAAUCAAAAAGCUUUAUUGUACUUAUCAAUAAGGGAGCCGUCACAACAUGCACACAGAGUGGAUAUAGUGAGAGCUCUGUAAUAAUGAGGCUGGUCGAGCUCUGACUUACAGAGAUAAACAGAGGUCUUAUAUAGUUGACCUAUAAAUGCUUAGUCAUGGCUGGUUCCACCACAACUGUCUCAAUGUGUUGAACCAACCGAUAUCUACUGGAUGAGCUGGCUAACUAUUCUGUCCUCUGUGUUCUCUUGCGAGUACUAAGAACUGUUUGUUCUUAAAAUAGAGGAUAAGGAGAGACUUCGUUCGGAACAGAGAUACCUUGUAUCCUUACAUGCAAGUUUCAGAGUACAGAGGGUGGGAGUAAGAACAUGAGAUGUGCACAGCUGUGGUGGACCAGGUACAGAGAUGUUAAAACAGCAACUUACACAACCAGAGUAACAGGAUUGUACACACCUAUCAUUUAUAUUAACCUUAAAGUAAUGCUAAUACUAAUUAUUUUUCUCUCACAAUUGCAGCUGUUAAAAUACACUAUAUGGUGUGUAGAGUACAUGGGCAGCUACAGUGUUAAAUAUUCAAUAUGCACACCAGACCUGAUCUUCUGAUACCCAACACGUACUCAGCAGCUUGUUACAACCCCCACCCAUGUGAUCCAUUAACUCUUGAUAAAUACUCUAACCUCUCCAAUCCACCAUCCUCUGCCACCAGGAUCUCCACAUCAUCAGCACAGACGAGCACCAGGUCUGUACCUCUCCGACACCCGGGGCAUCCUCUUCACCCUGGCCAUGGAGAACGUCAAGACCACCUGGGGCCUGGGGGGGCCACCAUAUGCUGGACCUGUACGAGAUAAGUGUUCACAUUGUGUGUGUGUCUGGAGGGGGGGAUUGGUUGAAAUGACGCCAAUCCAGUUUUCCAUUACUUUGUUGUAACUAGUUUAAUCCUCUGGGUAUGCAUGCAUGUGCUAAUCACAAACUAUUGUAAACUGAAGUUAUGCUAUAUGUAUCGCUUCAAAAUGUCACUUUAGUAAUAUUUUUGGGGAAGAGACAGACUAUUCCUCUGAGUUCCUCUGAAAAAGACUGCAGAUAUAAUUCUGACCAAAGUCCUUUUUUUAUUUAAUUUUUUUAUUUGUAUAGGGGGUAGAUCAGCUUUAAUAUUGCAGAUAGAUUGUAACUUCCAUCAAUGUAAUUGUCUGCAUCACUUCCAAUCUCCCAUGUUAUUUUUUUCUCGCAAAUAUAUACAGUGAGGGAAAAAAGUAUUUGAUCCCCUGCUGAUUUUGUACAUUUUCCCACUGACAAAGACAUGAUCAGUCUAUAAUUUUAAUUUAAUUUAAUUUUUAGGUUUAUUUGAACAGUGAGAGACAGAAUAACAACAAAAAAAUCCAGAAAAACACAUGUAAAAAAAAUUAUAAAUUGAUUUGCAUUUUAAUGAGGGAAAUAAGUAUUUGACCCCUCUGCAAAACAUGACUUAGUACUUGGUGGCAAAACCCUUGUUGGCAAUCACAGAGGUCAGACGUUUCUUGCAGUUGGCCACCAGGUUUCCAAACAUCUCAGGAGGGAUUUUGUCCCACUCCUCUUUGCAGAUCUUCUCCAAGUCAUUAAGGUUUCGAGCCUGAUGUUUGGCAACUCGAACCUUCAGCUCCCUCCACAGAUUUUCUAUGGGAUUAAGGUCUGGAGACUGGCUAGGCCACUCCAGGACCUUAAUGUGCUUCUUCUUGAGCCACUCCUUUGUUGCCUUGGCCGUGUGUUUUGGGUCAUUGUCAUGCUGGAAUACCCAUCCACGACCCAUUUUCAAUGCCCUGGCUGAGGGAAGGAGGUUCUCACCCAAGAUUUGACGGUACAUGGCCCCGUCCAUCGUCCCUUUGAUGGGGUGAAGUUGUCCUGUCCCCUUAGCAGAAAAACACCCCCAAAGCAUAAUCUUUCCACCUCCAUGUUUGACGGUGGGGAUGAUGUUCUUGGGGUCAUAGGCAGCAUUCCUCCUCCUCCAAACACGGCGAGUUGAGUUGAUGCCAAAGAGCUCGAUUUUGGUCUCAUCUGACUACAACACUUUCACCCAGUUCUCCUCUGAAUCAUUCAGAUGUUCAUUGGCAAACUUCAGAUGGGCCUGUAUAUGUGCUUUCUUGCGCAGGGGGACCUUGCGGGCGCUGCAGGAUUACAGUCCUUCACUGCGUAUUGUGUUACCAAUUGUUUUCUUGGUGACUAUGGUCCCAGCUGCCUUGAGAUCAUUGACAAGAUCCUCCCGUGUAGUUCUGGGCUGAUUCCUCACCGUUUUCAUGAUCAUUGCAACUCCACAAGGUGAGAUCUUGCAUGGAGCCCCAGGCUGAGGGAGAUUGACAGUUAUUUUGUGUUUCUUCCAUUUGCGAAUAAUCAAACCAACUGUUGUCACCUUCUCACCAAGCUGCUUGGCGAUGGUCUUGUAGCCCAUUCCAGCUUUGUGUAGGUCUACAAUCUUGUCCCUGACAUACUUGGGGAGCUCUUUGGUCUUGGCCAUGGUGGAGAGUUUGGAAUCUGAUUGAUUGAUUGCUUCUGUGGACAGGUGUCUUUUAUACAGGUAACAAGCUGAGAUUAGGAGCACUCACUUUAAGAGUGUGCUCCUAAUCUCAGCUCGUUACCUGUAUAAAAGACACCUGGGAGCCAGAAAUCUUUCUGAUUGAGAGGGGGUCAAAUACUUAUUUCCCUCAUUAAAAUGCAAAUCAAUUUAUAACAUUUUUGACAUGCAUUUUUCUGGAUUUUUUGUUUGUUAUUCUGUCUCUCACUGUUUAUAUAAACCUACCAUUAAAAUUUUAGACUGAUCAUUUCUUUGUCAGUGGGCAAACGUACAAAAUUAGCAGGGGAUCAAAUACUUUUUUCCAUCACUGUAUAUAUACAGUGUAUAUACAAUUGAAGUCGGAAGUUUACAUACACUUAGGUUGGAGUCAUUAAAAUUCGUUUUUCAACCACUCCACAAACUAUAAUUUUGGCAACUUGGUUAGGACAUCUACUUUGUGCAUGACACAAGUAAUUUUUCCGACAAUUGUUUACAGACAGAUUAUUUCAUUUAUAAUUCACUGUAUCACAAUUCCAGUGGGUCAAACGUUUACAUACACUGAGUUGACUGUGCCUUUAAACAGCUUGGAAAAUUCCAGAAAAUGAUGUCAUGGCUUUAGAAGCUUCUGAUAGGCUAAUUGACAUCAUUUGAGUGUAUUGGAGGUGUUCCUGUGGAUGUAUUUCAAGGCCUAGCUUCAAACUCAGUGACUCUUUGCUUGACAUCAUUGGAAAAUCAAAAGAAAUCAGCCAAGUCUUCAGAAAAACAAUUGUAGACCUCCAGAAGUCUGGUUCAUCCUUGGGAGCAAUUUCCAAAUGCCUGAAGGUACCACGUUCAUCUGUACAAACAAUAGUAGGCAGGUAUAAACACCAUGGGACCACGCAGCCGUCAUACCGCUCAGGAAGGAGACGUGUUCUGUCUCCUAGAGAUUAACGUACUCUGGUGCGAAAAGUGCAACUCAAUCCCAGAACAACAGUAAAGGACCUUGUGAAGAUGCUGGAGCAAACAGGUACAAAAGUAUCUAUAUCCACAGUAAAACGAGUCCUAUAUCGACAUAACCUGAAAGGCCUCUCAGCAAGGAAGAAGCCACUGCUCCAAAACCGCCAUAAAAAAGUCAGACUACGGUUUGCAACUGCACAUGGGGACAAAGAUCGUACUUUUUGGAGAAAUGUCCUCUGGUCUGAUGAAACAAAAAUAGAACUGUUUGGCCAUAAUGACCAUCGUUAUGUUUGGAGGAAAAAGGGCAAGCCUUUUUCGCUUGCAAGCCGAAGAAAACCAUCCCAACCGUGAAGCAUUUAUUGAUUUAUUUUUUAUUUUACCUUUAUUUAACUAGGCAAGUCAGUUAAGAACAAAUUCUUAUUUACAAUGACGGCCUACACCGGCCAAACCCGGACGACGCUGGGCCAAUUGUGCGCCGCCCUAUGGGACUCCCAAUCACGGCCGGUUGUGAUACAGCCUGGAAUCGAACCAGGGAGUCUGUAGUGACGCCUCAAGCACUGAGAUGCAGUGCCUUAGACCACUGCGCCACUCGGGAGCCCUGGGGGUGGCAGCAUCAUGCUGUGGGGGUGCUUUGCUGCAGGAGGGACUGGUGCGCUUCACAAAAUAGAUGGCAUCAUGAGGAAGGAAAAUUAUGUGGAUAUAUUGAAGCAUCAUCUCAAGACAUCAGUCAGGAAGUUAAAGCUUGGUCGCAAAUGGGUCUUCCAAAUGGACAAUGACCCCAAACAUACUUCCAAAGUUGUGCCAAAAUGGCUUAAGGACAACAAAGUCAAGGUAUUGGAGUGGCCAUCAAAAAGCCCUGACCUCAAUACUAUAGAACAUUUGUGGGCAGAACUGAAAAAGCGUGUGCGAGCAAGGAGGCCUACAAACCUGACUCAGUUACACCAGCUCUGUCAAGAGGAAUGGGCCAAAAUUCACCCAACUUAUUGUGGGAAGCUUGUGGAAGGAUACCCGAAACGUUUGACCCAAGUUAAACAAUUUAAAGGCAAUGCUACCAAAUACUAAUUGAGUGUAUAUAAACUUCUGACCCACUGGGAAUGUGAUGAAAUAAAUAAAAGUUGAAAUAAAUCAUUCUCUCAACAAUAAUUCUGACAUUUCACAUUCUUAAAAUAAAGUGGUGAUCCUAACUGACCUAAGACAGUGCAUUUUUACUAGUAUUAAAUGUCAGGAAUUGUGAAAAACUGAGUUUACAUGUAUUUGGCUAAGGUGUAUGUAAAGUUCCGACUUCAACUGUAUAUACAUAUACAUACAUACAUAUAUACAUACAUACAUAUAUAUACAUACACACACACACACAUAUAUAUAUAUAUAUAUAUAUAUCCUUAAAAAAAAUAUAUUUCCCUUUAUUACUUUCCAACCCCAACACCCCUUCCCUAAUUGGAGUAAACUUGUCAACAACAAUGCUUAGGCCUCUACUUCCAGCGUAUACAUACUAUAUAGGUUUUAUGGACACAGUCAAUUUUACAAUAAUUCUAUUUUGUUUGUUUUUACUCCUGAACUUCCUCUACCCUCAACCUCUCCUUUGCUUCUAUAUGCCAUAUUUUUCUAACUGUGCUCUUUCACAAAAGCUCUCAACCUAUAACCUAUAUAUUUAUUAUGGACAAAGUAUGCUUUACAUUAGUUAUAUUGUUGUUAUUAGUUGUUAUUAGUCCCAUCCUUCAACACCUCCCAUCUAUCUCUUAACACCAUCCAUAUUGGAUUUCUAUUUGCCAUAUAUUUUUCAACUGUACUGUGAUGUUUUACAAAAGUUCUGAACCCUUCUAUUCUCAUUGUUUCUACAGAUUGUAAAUUGAAAAUAAACAUUUUUGCUAAAAGUAUUAUGAUAUUAUUGAUCGAUUGACUAUGACUUUCCAGAUCACCCAGUAGUGCUAUCUGCAGGGUUAGCUCCAGGUAAAUUUGCAAUCCUUUAGCCAUUCCUGGACCUGUGUCCAAAAACAAGCCACAAAUGGACAGUACCAAAACAAAUGAUCUAAUGAUUCUGUCUUUUUGCAGCAAAAUCUGCAGAGCUGGGAAGAUUGUAUCCCCCAUAUAAAUUACAUUCUAUUGGUAGCAAGAAUUUUGUAUAAUAAUUUAAACUGAAAAAUUCUAAGUUUUGAAUCAGGCAUCGUUUUGCGUAUCAGUUCAUAAACACUAUGCCAUGGAAUCAGUACGUCAAAAAUCUCUUCCCAACUAUUUUGCAAUCUAUAUGGGAUGCCUGUCAAUCCUUUGGUCCUUAAAUGAAACUAGUAUACUGUUUUAUUUAUCACAAUUUUAUUUAACCAAUUAUGUUCUUUAAUGCAUGGCCGACAGACAAGUUCCUUACUUUUUCCCCCUUCCACUUUCCUCUUCCAUUUUUGCGGUAAUGCUGCAAUUAUUUGGUUGUAAUUUAGGGUAGAGCAGACUUUUCCAUAUGUUUUUGUUAGCUGCAUGUGUGACAUAACUCCACCAGUCCUACCUAUGAUAUCAUUUUCGAAGAUUAUACCUUUUUAAAACAUUUUUUCAAAUACUCUUCUCCCUGGUCUCAUCAAAUAAUUAAUUGCCCCUCAUUAGUAUGAUCUCACUUUAUCUUUCUCAGUCUUUCUCUCUCUCAAAUAAAUUAUAUUAUUCACUGGAAUAAAAAGAAUAGAAAGGAUGUUAUUGACCAGAAUAAAAAAAAUAUGUUUCCCACUUUAGCCUAAUGGCAGUAAUUUGAGUGUCAGUUGGAUUCAAUCUGGAAAAUCUUUCCUUCAAUCAAAACGUUUUUCUUUAACUCCCAGUCGAGUUAAAUGUAACCAUUUAGUGUUAGGUUUUUGAUUCAAUCCAUCUCCCAGAGGUAUGAACUUCAACACUGAAUAUUACAGAACAUCCUAACUUGCCUAACAGAAUUAAUACACAGUGGUAGGCCAACAAAUCAACGACAACCCAAUGAUGAACCAUCUGAUUCCCUACUUACUCAGAGCUAUAAAUAGCUUUUGAAUGAGUGAGUGGUAGGAGGGAGGGAGGAAGAGAUGGAGGGAUGGAGGGAGUGUUAGCUAGAUGAUUUGGGGCCAUGGGGCGGCACACAAUUGGCCCAGCGUCGUCCAGGGUAGGGGAGGGAAUGGCCGGCAGGGAUGUAGCUCAGUUGGUAGAGCAUGGCGUUUGCAACGCCAGGGUUGUGGGUUUGAUUCCCACGGGGGGUCAGUAUGAAAAAUAAAAUAAAAUAAAUAAUGUAUGCAGUCAGUAACUGUAACUCACUAAAUGUAAAUGUAAAUGAUUUAGGUAAUGUAAUGGUCAUGAUGAUGCUGCUCCUUUCUGUUAGCAUAGUGGUGUGUGUGUGUGUGUGCGUGUGUGUGUGUGUGUAUUAGCUCUCUGCCAACCCCCCCCCCCCCCCCCCCAUUUCCCCCCUAUUCAGAGCCUCUGAUUCUCUGAUUCAGCAGUGGAUCCAUAUUUCUAAUAUUUCUAAACUUAAUUAAUGCACAUUGAAAGAUUGUAAAAGGCUGUCUGUGGGGAGGCCGAGUGCAUGUACUGAGGGAAGUCUGGUUUCUCAGUGGUCGUUUAUCAUACUAGUGCUACUGUGCUGAAAGUUGUUGUGUUGUUUGUUUUGUCUAUGUAGAUGGAUCCACAUGCAUACAUAAGUCUGUAUUUAAUAUUACUAGAGUGCUGGACGUUGUUGUUUUGCCUACGUAGAUGUUUCCACACACACGCAUACAGGUAACUGCCAAAAUAAAGGAAACACCAACAUAAAGCAUCUUAAUAGGGUGCUGGGCCAGCACGAGCCACCAGAACAGCUUAAAUGCGCCUUGGCAUAGAUUCUACAAGUUUCUGGAACUCUAUUGGAGGGAUGAGACACCAUUAUUCCACAAGAAAUUCCAGAAUUUUGUGUUUGAAUCAGGCCAGAGACAUACUAUAAUACUGGAAGGGCCCCUGAGGCCCCUCAGGAAGUGUGAUACGACUGGAGGCCCUCAAUGUCUGCUGCAUUAUGGGUCUUAUUUAAAGCACAGUCGUCAGGUUUACCCCCAUCACACUUCCAUCCUGGAUGGGUUAUCGUAGGUAGACAGUUUGACUAAGGAGGCAAGGAGCCAUGACACCUCUCUCUCUCUCUCUCUCUCUAUUUGUGAGUGGGUGUCACGUGGAGGUGGCAGUUUAACAGUUUUAACGGCCAGCGUUGUACUGUAGACACAACAGUGGCAGACGGUUGACAAGGACGCAAUUAAAGGGAGACAAUUAAAGGAAAAGGAGACUGGUUUUGUGACCAGUCUGAUUUCUGUCAGCAUAGCCGUGGGAAAAUAUUGGGGAAUCGGGUGGAUUUUUUUGGGCCGCCCUAGAGACAGCUCAUCAUGUUCGUCGUGUAAAGGAUUGGACCAAGGUGCAGCGUGGUAUGCGUACAUAGUCGUUUAUUAUAGAAACACCAAACAAAACAACAAAAGCAACGUAACUUGAAGUUCUAAUGGGCUACACAUAAACAAGCCAAACCAGAAACAAGAUCCCACAACUAAAGGUAGGCAAAAUGGCUGCCUAAGUAUGAUCUCCAAUCAGAGACAACGAUCGACAGCUGCCUCUGAUUGGGAACCACACCCGGCCAACAUAGAUAUUCAAAACAUAGAAUGUACACCCUGACCAAACCAACAGGCAUUAAAGGUCAGGGCGUGACAGUAUCAUUUAAAUUCAAAUGAUCAUUAUCAUUUGCCCACGCCACAGACGGCUAUAUCGGUCCGCUAAUACAGCACUAGUAAAACUUUUUUGGUUUCAAAAUGAUUCCAUAUGUGUUAUUUCAUAGUUUUGAUGUCUUCACCAUUAUUCUGCAAUGUAGAAAUGAGUAAAAAUAAAGAAAAACCCUUGAAUGAGUAGGUGUGUCCAAACUUAACUGAUCGCUAACAGGAGGCUGGACAACCAGAUGAAGACCUACAUCACCUACAACAAGGGCCGUGAUUGGAGGUUACUGCAGGCCCCUGCGACAGACCUGGCUGGCAACGACAUCCACUGUGUACUGGUGAGUUAUACUGACGUUAACAGGGAAGGCUCAUUGCUGUGGUAAUCAUACAUGAUCUAAGACUGCCUGAACUCUUUGAGGUGCUUUCCUAGAACCAGAAUAAGCCUACUCCAGGACUAAAACGGCAUACUCAAUAGAGAAUCUCGAUUGAAAGUUCAUUUUAGUAAAGGAAUAUGUGUUCAGUUCCCUUCAAGUUAUGUACAUCAAUGAUAACUGUGUGUUACAUCACACACUCAUUUAAGCUAUGAUAUGAAGAUGAAUUGUGUACACACUCCUUAUUAUUUAAAGUUAUUAUUAAUUGAUGUGCCCUAUCUUACCUUUUAUCCCAUGUGAGGUGACUGUAAGGGAUGACUAUGUAGAGAAAUAACUGAGACAUUAGCAGUAAGAGUUCAUACUGCUUAAAAGCCUAGGGAGGUAAUUGUGGAGUCUGGACGGUGUGCGCUGAGUGGGUUAUAGGUUGAAUACGAUUGUGCAUUCAUGUGACAUUCUAAUUAAGAUUCCUUUUGAUUACCCUGUUUAAUCCCUUUGCCCUUGGUGUCCUUACAGCAGUGUCACGCUAUCAAUUGGCAAAGAUGAAAGUGGAAAUGUUUUGGGGGGGCUCUGUGAACAGAUAUAAUUGUAUUUUGUUGUCGGCUCGAACCCUCUGUAUUAAUGACUGAUAACGACAAUUAAGACAAACUAUGGAGGCGCAACAUGGUUUUUCAGAGGGAGGCUGCGGGAAUUGGCUUACUUGUUUUGUUUUGUUAACCAAAUAUAGUUUGUUGUAUAGUUAACUGACUAUGUUAGCAUUGCUGUUAGCAUUUGGUGUAAAUGUAACUCACUGGAAGACUUCAGAAUCAAAAGGAUUCUAUUAGGCAGUAUCUUCAGGGUUUCUGAGAUGAAAGCCUGAUAAAGACAGCAUAGCAGCUUUUCUUUUCCUUAUCUAAAAGGACCUUCUCUUCAAAUAAAAAGCAUAUUCUUUGUGCACCUUUAAAGAUCAACCCUGUAGUGUUCUAUGUAACAUUGGGGAUUUGAUUGACCAGUGUAUAAUGGCUUUGUCAAAUAUAAUGGACUGUCUGACAUUUCUCACCCCUCAGCCCUUCUGUUCACUCCAUCUCCAACUGCAGACGUCUGAAAACCCCUACCUGUCAGGCAGCAUAUCAACCAAGGCCUCAGCACUGGGAAUCAUAGUGGCCACAGGUGAGAGAAUACAUAAUUACCAUUUGAUACAUAAGAUUAGAUUAGAUUACCUUAUUGUCCACUUAUGUGGAAUUCAUUUGGCUGAAUAGAAAGUAAUCUAUUCAAUUUAGGUAAUGGUACAAAAGGAGAAUAGCUGUCUUUAAUUUCCAGUUAGUGCUGAAAUUCCAUUUGAUUGUGAAUAUUAUUAUGAUUAUGCAAUCCUUAACAUUACUGAUGGGGAUUUGCAAGUCCUGCUAUAAACAACUAAUCUUCAGUUGUCUAGGAAAAUAUUGUAUCUCAGCAACGGCAACAACAACAAAAAUGGUCUACAUCAAUGAAUCUGCUUUCUUGAUCUCUGUCCUCAAAUAAUCUUUGCUCUGUCACCAAAACAAUAGUUUGUUCUCUCCUCCUAUCCUCUAAUCUCGUACUGGAUCUGUGAGAUCCCUAAGCCACUGUGAGCCUGUAUAACUGUACUGAAUCUGACCAGAGACAUAUUAUAACACUUCUGAUGUUGUCCUUACUCACAGAUGUUAGUUUUUGGAUGACGCAAAGUCCCCGGUUUAUUUAAGUGGGAAAAAGCAGACUGAGGACACAUGACACAACAGAUGGUUUGUUUGUAAGUGUGUGUUCGGGUAUUUCUACACAAACCUUUGUGUUGGCCCAGUGAAUCACUCACCCCUGCGCCCUCACACACACACACAUGCACACACACAUCAGCUGGUGCAGAGAUCAGUUCGUGAACCUGACAAACAUGAUGCAGCUCAAAACUCAUGCCUGACACAGAACAGUGGUUGGGAGAUAUCACCUCGUAUCAACAAAGUGGAGAGAUAUCCUCAGAGAGGAAAAUGUUACAUCAUUUCUUAAGAAAAACUGAGAAAUAUCCAUCCACAUUAAACAUGAAUGGUUGUUCUUCUCUUCUCUACAUCUAUUAUCUCAUUGUAAUUCAUAGCAUCUUCAUAUUUUCAGCAUCGUUUGAAUAUUUAACUAAUGCUUUGUUGUAUUUUUACCACAGGGAAUAUUGGGUCUGAGCUGUCAUACAAUAACGUUGGAAUGUUCAUCUCAUCUCAUGCUGGUAACAACUGGAGACAGGUGAGUUUAGACUGAAUCUGGAGGUUAAAUCUAAGGUAUUCUAAUCAAGGAAAACACUGAAUAUUGUAGUCUGGAGAAUAAGUAUUUUGGACAUGCUGUCUCUGCCUUUUGAUCAUGAGCUGUUUUGAAACUCUCAGUAUUCAGAUGUAAACUGCUGUAGUUUCUUACAUAUAUUGUAGGUAUGUGGUAAAAACUGUAUGUAAAUCAUAUAUUAAAUUGAAUUGUCUGUGUGUUCUCUUUCAGAUAUUUGAGGAGGAGCACAACGUCUGGUUUUUGGAUAAAGGAGGGGCCCUAGUCGCUGUGAAACAACCAACCGUCCCCACCAGACAUUUACAGUAGGUUUAAAUCUAAUUCACUGUUUGUAUUUCUGUAAACUGGUUGCUGUAACAUGUUAGUACCUCUAUUGAUGUCAAAAAUUGUAUGUAACUUUAUCUGUUGAUUAAAGGCAGUUUUCAAAGUUGGAACAACUUUGCCAAUGUUUCUUCACCAGGUCCCCCUUUUAGUACUUUAACACAUUGCCCAUCCUCUUCUAAAUUGGAGCGCCGACAUUUUGCCUCAGUGAAGACCAACUGAACUGAAACCACAUCUCUCUUCUUCUUAUAUCACUUUAGAAACAAUUUUUGAAAUUACUUUUAGCACCAGUCAAGUGUGGAGGACGCCCUUCCUUCCUGGUUGUGUCUCCUAGACGAUUUAAGUGCAUUAGUGGAGGAAAGGAACACAGUAGAAGCCUUCGUAGCAGACCAGGGUUCAAAUUGUAUUUGUUUUCUUUCAGAAUUUAAUUGAGCCUUUUCAUUUUCAGGAGUGCCAUAUGGGCGGGGUUUGCACUUUUGGGCCAAUUCCAUUGGAUCCAUUAGGCCAGGUAAGCUCAGUAAUGGGCAGCUAAAGUAUUUGAAAGAUAACAAAUACUAUUUGAACCCAGGCAAGUGCUGUAGGAUCCAAUCCUCUCUCUCUCUCUCUCUCUCUCUCUCGCCCUCCCUCCCUCCCCCCAGCUAGUGUAAAAGUAAAAAUGUCCUGCCCCUGGUAUCCUCCUAAUAGAUGUGUAUCAACACUUUGUCUGUUGUCUGAACUUAUAGCCAGAUGAAGGCAUGUUGGCUGAGGGAGGUUUGGAUGGAAGCUGCAACAAGGGGGAUGCUUCUUGUAUCCUAGUGCAAGACACUGCAUUGUUGAGUGUUGUUCCCAACCUUGUCACACACAGUACUCCAGUGUUCUAACAUCUGAAGUGAUGUUGAUGAGCUGUCAGAAUCAAUAGAGAACAGGCCCGGAGAAUUAAAGUUUCCCAAUCUCUUUUUUUUAUUUUCCUUUUGUCUCUCCCCACCUCUCCUCCCCUAUUUUGUAGUCGUUAGAACAUGAAACGGUUCUAUUCUGGUUUGUUUUGUAUGUUGUGUUUUUUCUUGUUCACCACCCCGUUGUAGACUGUAAGUAAACCUAAGACCUAUGACGUUGUUGUUUUCCCUUCAAGUUGUUAUGCCUCCAAGCAUUGAUAGUCAGAGAGUUCUGUUUUUCUCUUCUUCUUCUAUUCAGCAGAACGUGUUUUAACCGUAUUCAAUUAGAUGCAACCUGAGAUUCAUUGGCUGACUGUCUAUGGAGACUAUUUACUCCGCUGAUCUUCCAUGAACCAAGUUGACUCACUGUAAUUGAGUGCAUCAGGGUUGGGAUUCAGAGUAGGAAUGCUGAUCUAGGAUCAGAUCUUCCCGGUCUGUAUAAUCUCAUUCAUUAUUAUCUAAAAGACAAAACUAAUCCUAGAUCACCACUCCUACUCAGAGUUACACUAUAUAUACAAAAGUAUAUAGACAUUAUAAUAAAAGCAUUAUAAUAAAAGCACUACAUGAAUCUAUACAGGCUAUUGUUGAAAAAGAGGAGAGUCUAAGUUUUGAACAGUGCUUAAGUUGUCUAUCAACUGUAAAAAUUUAGCGCAACAGAACCAGUUACAACUGAGAUAUCUGAUCAUCAAUGAAUGUGCCAUUUGUUAAUUAACACAGCAGUCCCAUAUCAUCACGUAGGCCUAUAUGCACUUGUAACUUUUUUUCAUUUGGGAAACUCUAAUUUUCAAUUUUAUUCCAAGAUAUUGUUGUUACAAAAUAGAUUUGUGUUGAUUGUGAUCAGGGCAUGGGAAUAUAAGAGCAUCUGCUAGGCUAAAUUAACAAACUAGGCAUGCAUAGCUGAUCCUCAAACCAAAGACUGGCCAAACUCGUGUUUCUAUUUAAUGCUAAGUAAAAAAAAAAAAAAAAAAGAUUACACAGCCUAAAUGCAACAUUUAUAAGCGCGUUGUUGAAGUACUGUUGUUGAUGACUUGUUGAAAUGCUGAGCGCUCCUGCCAGCCUGUAGCGUGUCACAAAUGUUUCACAAUUGAUUUCUUAAAUAGCGGGCUACAGGUUGGAAAUAAUAAUAAUAUAAUAAUACAUUUCUGUUCCUUCUUAGGCUAACUGGCUUGCUCCUGACUGAUUUAGAGUAAUUAUGUUGUUUAAUAGCCUGUUGAAAGGUUGAACGUCAAUUGAUAGUGACAGAAUCACACAUUACUUCCCAAGUACAUUUUUUGUCUCCUUGGCUAUAGAAGGUUUUAGCACAGCCUCUGAAUGUCAUAGAGAUGAACCAUAGAUAUCCCACAUGCAUCGGAGUCACGUCUUUACCCGGAAUUUUACAGCUUGUUUCUGGCAUAAAGCAUUGCGGACUAACACGUCGUUAUAGAUGACUUUAUAUAAUCAUGUCCAUAAAUGUUUUCCCAACAACAACAAGAUAACAAGGGGGUAGGCCUAUGCUUUCAGCCAUUUUCUUUAACAAAAGCCACAAUACCCUCACAUACCCCCUCAAUUCGAGCCCUGGGUUUUAACUUAAUACACCAAGCUCUUCACUGACACUGAGAUAUUUAAGGAGUGUAUGGUGACAGAAGGAAUUGGCUGACAAAGUCUAUGGAUAGUAGACUAUAAUUUCAUCUGUCAAACAGGUAGGCCUACCUCUUAUUUCUUGAAUAGGAAGAAAUAGGUCAAUAACUCUGAUAAAUAGCUUCAAUUAUAUCAGUAGCAAGCUCACCUCCAGUCCUCCUUUUCAUCUUUGCUCUCUCCCUCUCAAACUAAACAGGACAUCGGUAGGCCUAGUUUUCCAUUUCAAAACUCGGGAAGGAAGUACAUUUUCUUAGAAAUAUAACUUUGCCCUGUGCUUCUCCUUGCAUGCUCUUCAUGUAGCCUAGUCCUAGAGCAUAUAGUUUAGGCUAUGGAUCAUUUUAUUGAGACCACACUAGGCACACUUGAUAUUGCGCACCCAGCAGAGAAUCAGGGAUGAGGGCAUCAUCGUGCAGACAUCGAGAUACUAUAAUAAGCAACUAAUCCUCAAACCCUGAGAAAUUUGGCAUUUAAUCGAUUACAAAUUACAUGACCCUCCCCUGGACUAAAUAAAACAAUACUAAUCCCUCCCCCUGAUUGAAAUUGAAAAAGCAUGACCCUCCCCAUUUUGCUAUGGGUAACAAUGAUUUAACAUGGUAGAUGCAGUGUACUUAUAGUGUUUGGGUAGUUACAAUAAGCUCAAUAGGUUAACAUAAGAAUGGUUUGACUUGCUGUUCUAUGUUAAUUUGACAUUUGAAAAUGACAUACUGUAAUCCCGUGUGUGUACUAUAUGGAUUCAUAUCCUGUAUGUGUUUCACAGGGCGAGCCGUGUUUGAUGGGCCAGAAACAGAUCUAUAUGAAACGCAGACCAGGAAACUAUUGCAUGCUGGAAAAAGACUAUGCCAAAGUCCUCUCUGCUGAGUCAUGUGUCUGUCGGGCCUACGACUUUGAAUGGUAAUUAUAGUAUACUAGUAUAUAGAACACAUGAACACAGUAAAAUAGAACACAUGAACACAUGUCCUAGCACAUCUUUUUAUCACAAAUCUAAAUGAGUACAGUGAGGGAAAAAAGUAUUUGAUCCCCUGCUGAUUUUGUACGUUUGCCCACUGACAAAGAAAUUAUCAGUCUAUAAUUUUAAUGGUAGGUUUAUUUGAACAGUGAGAGACAGAAUAAGAACAAAAAAAUCCAGAAAAACACAUGUCAAAAAUAUUAUAAAUUGAUUUGCAUUUUAAUGAGGGAAAUAAGAAUUUGACCCCUCUGCAAAACAUGACUUAGUACUUGGUGGCAAAACCCUUGUUGGCAAUCACAGAGGUCAGACGUUUCUUGUAGUUGGCCACCAGGUUUGCAAACAUCUCAGGAGGGAUUUUGUCCCACUCCUCUUUGCAGAUCUUCUCCAAGUCAUUAAGGUUUUGAGGCUGACAUUUGGCAACUCGAACCUUCAGCUCCCUCCACAGAUUUUCUAAGGGAUUAAGGUCUGGAGACUGGCUAGGCUGGCUAAUGUGUUUCUUCUUGAGCCACUCCUUUGUUGCCUUGGCCGUGUGUUUUGGGUCAUUGUCAUGCUGGAAUACCCAUCCACAACCCAUUUUCAAUGCCCUGGCUGAGGGAAGGAGGUUCUCACCCAAGAUUUGAUGGUACAUGGCCCCGUCCAUCGUCCCUUUGAUGCGGUGAAGUUGUCCUGUCCCCUUAGCAGAAAAACACCCCCAAAGCAUAAUGUUUCCACCUCCAUGUUUGACGGUGGGGAUGGUGUUCUUGGGUUCAUAGGCAGCAUUCCUCCUCCUCCAAACAUGGCGAGUUGAGUUGAUGCCAAAGAGCUCCAUUCUGGUCUCAUCUGACCACAACACUUUAACCCAGUUCUCCUCUAAAUCAUUCAGAUGUUCAAACUUCAGACGGGACUGUAUAUGUGCUUUCUUGCGCAGGGGGACCUUGCGGGGGGGUGCAGAAUUUCAGUCCUUCACGGUGUAGUGUGUUACCAAUUGUUUUCUUGGUGACUAUGGUCCCAGCUGCCUUGAGAUCAUUGACAAGAUCCUCCCGUGUAGUUCUGGGCUGAUUCCUCACCGUUCUCAUGAUCAUUGCAACUCCACGAGGUGAGAUCUUGCAUGGAACCCAGGCCAAGGGACAUUGACAGUUUUUUGUGUUUCUUCCAUUUGCGAAUAAUCGCACCAACUGUUGUCACCUUCUCACCAAGCUGCUUGGCUAUAGUCUUGUAGCCCAUUCCAGCCUUGUGUAGGUCUACAAUCCUGUCCCUGACAUCCUUGGAGAGCUCUUUGGUCUUGGCUAUGGUGGAGAGUUUGGAAUCUGAUUAAUUGAUUGCUUCUGUGGACAGGUGUCUUUUAUACAGGUAACAAACUGAGAUUAGGAGCACUCCCUUUAAGAGUGUGCUCCUAAUCUCAGCUCGUUACCUGUAUAAAAGACACCUGGGAGCCAGAAAUCUUUCUGAUUGAGAGGGGGUCAAAUACUUAUUUCCCUCAUUAAAAUGCAAAUCAAUUUAUAAAAUUUUGGACAUUCGUUUUUCUGGAUUUUUUGUUGUUAUUCUGUCUCUCACUGUUCAAAUAAACCUACCAUUAAAAUUAUAAACUGAUCAUUUCUUUCUCAGUGGGAAAACGUACAAAAUCAGCAGGGGAUCAAAUACUUUUUUCCCUCACUGUAGAUCAACAGAAGUUUCAUUGUCCAUAAAAGAGAGAGACAUUUCCUAUGAUGUUUUGUGUAUGUUGUCCCAUUUGAGCCAAUUUUGGAUUCAAUACACUAUUUCAGGAUCCCAUUCAUUUGGUUCAUUUUUGGUGUCAGUGCUCCAAUUAUCAGAUAUGUUUGGGGAUCAUUUUACGCAAUUUGGUCCUAACGUCUGUCUCUCUGCUUAGCUCAUUUUGCUAUGUUUAUAAUAACGUAGAGAAGAUGAGGGGUGUUGAUAGGACUGCUAGGUUGUUGUUGUUUUUUAUCUUCUAAAGGCAGGGAAGAGAAAGCAAUGAUAAAUUUUUAUAUAAAUGCCAGCGGUGUCAGGUCAAACUGUAUGAGUUUUAAUUUGAAUCAAUUAGUCUCCUGUGAUAGUUGUUUUUAAUUAUUUGGGACAGAAAUGAUUAUAUGAUACAUUUCACAAACUUCCUGACCACAUGGCAUGUAUCUCUCUCUCUCUCUCUCUCUCUCUCUCUCUCUCUCUCUAUCUCUCUCUAGCUGGUGAUAGAGAUAGUGAAGUGCAAAAAUAUAAAAAACUAUCUUUUUGAGAAACUUCAACGUUAACAUUUAAUUGACGUUGAAGUGUACACAAAAAUCAAGGGCUGAAAUGUUUCCUGAUUGCGUAAGAGGGUGACAAUGCACCGGCCUGUUGUUAUGUUGUGCUGUGAACAAAAGGUCCAGAAGGUUGAUUCUAAAGUGGGACAGUGACUAUACUGAAAUCAGAGCUUAUAUAUACAUAGAUAUAACACUUGAUACAUUAUAUUAAUAUAGCGUGAGGAGAGAUUGGUAUUAAUAUGUAACCAAAACACCAUGGGAGUCUGCAUGACUAUAAUGUAUUAAACUGGACACCAAAUAUUUUUUGACUUACUUGAAAGAAAUUGAAUCAAUGCAUUACCAAAGCUGUGAUUCAGUGGUGCUGUAAUGUCCUUAACUGGACACUGUACCCUCAUUGGACUCACUUGGUCCCUUAGAACUAUUAUCCCCUCCAACCAUAACACCAUAAUGUCACUAGACAGUCUGUCAAUAAAGGAGGAGGUUCCUAAUCACACUGAAGCCAGACCAGGCCAUAGGGAGUGCUAGAGGGACCUCAGGCUUUGUUGCGUCCUGUUAGUUCUGUCUAUGUAAUUAAUUGAUACAUCAAUGACAGCGUCAUUAUUAGAAUGGGCACUUGCCUACUCUGCUUUGCCCGAUGUAAAUCACUUUGUGAUUGGAGGGUAGCUAACAUCAGCCGGUGGAAGUCAGCCUGUAUUGGCUGUGUUGACAUGGAGUCCCCCAGGGCUCAGUCUUCCUACCUCUGCUGAUCUGGAGCGUUUGUCAACUGCAGCCCAAUCAAUACAUACAGUGGGGAAAAAAGGUAUUUAUUCAGCCACCAAUUGUGCAAGUUCUCCCACUUAAAAAGAUGAGAGAGGCCUGUGAUUUUCAUCAUAGGUACACGUCAACUAUGACAGACAAAUUGAGAAAUUUUUUUCCAGAAAAAUACAUUGUAGGAUUUUUUAUGAAUUUAUUUGCAAAUUAUGGUGGAAAAUAAGUAUUUGGUCACCUACAAACAAGCAAGAUUUCUGGCUCUCACAGACCUGUAACUUCUUCUUCUGCAUCCAAAGAACACCAUACCUACUGUGAAGCAUGGGGGUGGAAACAUCAUGCUUUGGGGCUGUUUUUCUGCAAAGGGACCAGGACGACUGAUCCGUGUUAAGGAAAGAAUGAAUGGGGCCAUGUAUCGUGAGAUUUUGAGUGAAAACCUCCUUCCAUCAGCAAGGGCAUUGAAGAUGAAACGUGGCUGGGUCUUUCAGCAUGACAAUGAUCCCAAACACACCGCCCGGGCAACGAAGGAGUGGCUUCGUAAGAAGCAUUUCAAGGUCCUGGAGUGGCCUAGCCAGUCUCCAGAUCUCAACCCCAUAGAAAAUCUUUGGAGGGAGUUGAAAGUCCGGGUUGCCCAGCGACAGCCCCAAAACAUCACUGCUCUAGAGGAGAUCUGCAUGGAGGAAUGGGCCAAAAUACCAGCAACAGUGUGUGAAAACCUUGUGAAGACUUACAGAAAACGUUUGACCUGUGUCAUUGCCAACAAAGGGUAUAUAACAAAGUAUUGAGAAACUUUUGUUAUUGACCAAAUACUUAUUUUCCACCAUAAUUUGCAAAUAAAUUCAUUAAAAAUCCUACAAUGUGAUUUUCAGGAAAAAAAAAUCUCAUUUUGUCUGUCAUAGUUGACGUGUACCUAUGAUGAAAAUUACAGGCCUCUCUCAUCUUUUUAAGUGGGAGAACUUGCACAAUUGGUGGCUGACUAAAUACUUUUUUCCCCCACUGUAAUAAUGAUGCGUUGCAAUGCAAAAAAUAGCUAUUAUAUGUAUUGUGCUGAGGGGAUAGGAAAGAGAAGCUGUAACAUAUUACACAGUAAUACUGUAUGUCCUUUUGAUCCAAAUCAAAUCAAAUUGUAUGUAUCACAUGCUUCGUAAACAGCAGUUGUAGACUAACAGUGAAAUGCUUACUUACGGGCCCUUUCCAACAAUGCGGAGAGAAAAAUAUAGAAAAAUAAUAAUAAAUACACAAUGAGUAACGAUAACUUGGCUGUAUACGCAGAGUACCAGCACCAAGUUGACGGGCAGGUGUAGGAGAUAAUUGAGGUAGAUAUGUACAUAUACAGUAGGUAGAGGUAAAGUGUUGAUAGUGAUCACAUUCUGUAUGUGAUUUGUUAUAGUGGUUAUGGCUAUGAACGGCGUAGAGAAGAUAACUGUCUACCAGCGUUCUGGUUCAACCCAUCUGUUGUAUCAAGGAGCUGCAGCCAAGGACAGAACUACCUCAACAGCACAGGGUGAGUUGCACAUAGGGACACUAUUUUGUAGCGUUUCUAUGUUGUCUAUUCUAAGUGAAGGCAACCCUUCUGUAUAUUUCUGCUGAAUGAAAGGUCAAAUAUUUUUCUGUGUUUUAAGAAUGUUUUCCAUUUCAUUUUGUAAAGCAUUAUGUUGGUUAUAAUAUGUUAAAAAGCCUGAAUAGGUAUAACACAUUCCAAAAGAGAACUACAAAAACACAUUAAAGCUUACAGUGGCUACGGUAUCGCUCUGUAUAGGUUGGCCAAUGCUUCAUAAUCUUCCCAUCUUCCCACUGUAAUGAAACACUGUCAGGGUGUCACACCCACUGGUACGGCUCCUAGUGUGAAUAGUGAUAUUGGCUAUUUAGGCCUGAGUCAUUCACCAGACAGUAGAUCUAUACUGAGUGACAUAGUGUACUGCUGAGAGCUACAAAGCACUGUCAGGAGUCCUAGCACACAGAUUAGGACGCCUCAGGAUGGCUGAGGUCUGAGGAGAAUGGUACAUCUUUCAUUUAUUAAUUUGCUUCCCUAAGGUUAAAAGUCAAGUGUUGUCUAGGAGUUAGUAAGCAUUUUGGAGUUUUGAAAAUGUGACCGACAACUACUGUAUGUCUUGUGUCACACAUUAACUUUCAGUGUUAAACGUAAUGUUUUGUUUAGUAGUUACUAAGCAUUUUUAAGUUUAGUCAAAGUAUAACAAGUCUUGUUCACUAGCUCUGUCAUGUGGAAUCUUCUUAAGAUACCGAAAAGUGGUGUCCAACAACUGCAUCAAGGGAGUCAAGGACAUGUACACACCCAGGAAGCAGAUGUGUCCCAACAGGGCUCCAAAAGGCCUUUCUCUCUCCACCAGAGAGGGCAAGCUUAGCGCCAACCUGCGCACCAAUGUCACCUUCCUGGUGCAUCUGGAUGAG
This is a messenger RNA of Coregonus sp. 'balchen', 20380 nucleotides long. Lineage: Eukaryota; Metazoa; Chordata; Actinopteri; Salmoniformes; Salmonidae. The record is from the annotation of a GenBank genome assembly.